UUUGAGAAAAGUUGUCAAUAGGGAAUUUGCGCGUGCUCGACUUUUGAAGCAAUUUUUUGCAAAGUAUUUAAGAUGUCUGGUGUAAAAUCUCAAUUAGCUGCUCUAAGUAGUCUAGGAGGCACGCCAAAAGAUCAAGCCGACAGGUAUAGAAGUGUUCUGGAUAAUAUUGUUAAAAGCAGCGGAGAAGAACUUGUAGAAGGAUUGAAAGCUUUCGUUGAAGCAAUUGUUAAUGAAAACGUCAGUCUUGUGAUAUCUAGACAAUUGUUGACUGAUGUUGGAAGCAAUCUUACGAAAUUAGCAGAUGAUGUGUCCAAAUUAGUUUCUCACUACACACUAGAAAAAGUACAACCACGUGUAGUUUCGUUUGAAGAGCAGGUGGCAAGUAUCCGACAACAUCUUGCGGAAAUAUAUGAGAAGGAACAAAGUUGGAGAGAAGCAGCUAAUGUUCUUGUUGGCAUACCUUUAGAAACUGGUCAAAAGCAAUAUUCUGUUGAUUACAAAUUAGACACGUAUCUCAAAAUUGCCCGACUUUAUUUGGAAGAUGAUGACCCUGUACAAGCUGAGGCUUUUAUCAACAGAGCUUCUCUAUUACAAACAGAGUCCAAAGACGAGCAGUUGCAGAUAUAUUACAAAGUCUGCUAUGCUAGAGUUCUUGAUUAUCGUAGAAAAUUCAUCGAAGCUGCUCAACGAUACAAUGAGCUGUCUUACCGGUCUAUAAUUCAUGAAGAAGAGCGCAUGAGAGCUUUGAAAAAUGCUUUGAUAUGCACAAUUUUAGCUUCUGCUGGUCAGCAGAGAUCAAGAAUGUUAGCCACUCUAUUUAAAGAUGAACGAUGCCAACAAUUACCAACUUACGGCAUUCUUGAAAAAAUGUAUUUAGAUAGAAUUAUUCGACGGAGUGAGUUAGAUGAAUUUUCAGUUUUGCUCCAACUUCAUCAGAAAGCUUCUACACCAGAUGGGUCCUCAAUAUUGGAUCGAGCUGUAAUCGAGCAUAAUUUAUUGUCUGCUAGUAAAUUGUACAACAAUAUAACAUUUGAAGAACUGGGUGCUUUGCUUGAAAUCCCUCCUUCUAAGGCUGAGAAAAUCGCAUCUCAAAUGAUAACAGAAGGUAGAAUGAACGGAUACAUCGAUCAAAUUGAUUCUAUAGUCAAUUUUGAAAAUAAAGAAGUUUUACCUUCCUGGGAUAAGCAAAUAGAAAGUUUGUGUUUCCAAGUGAAUAAUAUUAUAGAAAAAGUAACUCUGCAUGCACCGGAAUGGAUGGCACAAGCAAUGGAAGAACAAAUGGUGCAUUAAAAAUUUUCUAACUCUAAAAAUGAUAAUGCUUUUCAUUAAGAAAAUGUUCACACUUGUUCAUGUAUUAUAUAUUUCCUGUACAGUUAUAAUUUCAAUAAAAAGA
Messenger RNA from Uloborus diversus, 1393 nucleotides. RefSeq names its product COP9 signalosome complex subunit 4-like (gene CSN4). Bases 73 to 1290 code for a protein of 405 amino acids. The transcript is spliced from 11 exons. NCBI's taxonomy places the organism in Eukaryota, Metazoa, Arthropoda, Arachnida, Araneae, Uloboridae. The record is from RefSeq and is a predicted model, not a curated record. Gene Ontology annotation, cellular component: cytosol; COP9 signalosome.